CGCGGGGCGGCGAGCGGCACGAAUCGAAAACUCCUCCUAAGUGAUUCAAGGCUCCUCCGGGGUGAACGGGCGCCCAUAUUAACGGGAGGGAGAAGAGCGGUGUUACCCAAGGGUAGGAAGAAGGGCUUUCUUGCCGCGUGCGGCCAUGGGUAAAGCAUAUGGAUAUAAUAGGAGUGUGGAUAUAAUUUGGAGUGUAUAGGGGAGGGUUUUCGAAGACAUAUUUCUUUAACUCGAUGUUGGCUAAGCCAUCGAAAGCUCUUUUGAAUUAAAAAACAUUGUUGGCAAUGACAACAUCUUUAAUUAUUUUAACUCGAAAGCCCAAUUACGUGAAACGGUAGCGCCCCCCCCCCCGCCAUUUGUGAGUUACAACGGAAGCUUCGUUCACUGGAAUAUUGUCUUCGAGCGCCAAUGACCGAUUUUCAACAUCAGUUAAUGAACUAUUUCACGAGAUCUGCCUAUCGAGUUGAGGCGUUUUGCACUGAAUGAUGGACUUCACUCCAGGAAGAACGAGUAAUAUUUGACAAAUUUUGGAGAUGGUGUCAAUUGAAAUCUACACGCCCAGACAUUUCAAAGAACUAUUAUGUGAUGUACUCAUUGGAAAAGAUUGAGAAUGUCCUCCACUCAAGACUGUAUGGACCUACAAGGCCGUUUCGCCGGCAGUAACGAGCGUCGAAGGCAGGCAAGCAGGCGACUUGUCACGGGUGGCACGGCGGCGGCGGCGGCGGAGGUGGCGGAGGCGGAGAUGGCGGCGGCGCCAUGGACGCGCGACAGUCACCGUCCAGGAGAUGUUUAUCGGCGGCGAGGCGCGACUAAGAGGCAGUUUAUCUCCGCGACGCUGCUGCGCGCGGUAUAA
Messenger RNA from Gryllus bimaculatus (two-spotted cricket), 853 nucleotides. NCBI's taxonomy places the organism in Eukaryota, Metazoa, Arthropoda, Insecta, Orthoptera, Gryllidae. The record is from the annotation of a GenBank genome assembly.